Notolabrus celidotus (New Zealand spotty) is the source of this 3246-nucleotide messenger RNA. RefSeq names its product histone-lysine N-methyltransferase PRDM9-like. Bases 145 to 2898 code for a protein of 917 amino acids. Gene Ontology annotation, molecular function: DNA-binding transcription repressor activity, RNA polymerase II-specific; histone methyltransferase activity; protein binding. Gene Ontology annotation, biological process: cellular developmental process. The record is from RefSeq and is a predicted model, not a curated record. The transcript has 7 exons. NCBI's taxonomy places the organism in Eukaryota, Metazoa, Chordata, Actinopteri, Labriformes, Labridae. Gene Ontology annotation, cellular component: nucleus.
UCACUUCCGGGAACAUGUUUCUGGUGUUAGACAGUUUGUUUUAGUCUUAUAUGCUGAAGCUAAAACCAGUUAAAUGCCACAGUUAGCCCAACAUUUAGAGGAAUAACAUCUUUUUAAAUCCUACUCCUCUCACAGACUGCACUCAUGUCGGCCAGGAGCAACGGUGUGGAGUGGGUUGAGACAACGGAGGAGGUUGUGAUCACAGAGGAGUGUCUUUCCCCUGUAAACAACAACCCUGCAGUGAUUCCAGUUUUAGAGCCAGAAGAAACACCCAUCCAGAGGUUACUGGAAACUGUGGGACAAGGAGAUAACCCAGAGGCUGAUGAUGGUUUCUAUUGCAAAGAGUGUCUACCUCUCUUCCAGGACCAGACUGAUCCGGCCAACAUUAACGGCCCAUCUUUUAUCCUGGACUUUCCAACGAGCAUGGGAGUCCCCCAGAGGGCCCUGCUCACUAUUCCUUAUGGCCUCAUGAUUGGUAGAUCCAGUAUUCCGGGGGCAGGCGUAGGCGUCAUAAACCACGGACCCACAGUGUCUCCUGGGAUGCAUUUCGGACCGUAUGAGGGGGAGGUGACGACGAGGGAAAACGCAGUGGAGAGUGACUUCUCCUGGGAGAUUUAUAAAGGGAAAGAGGAGUAUGAAUACAUUGAUGCUGCAAGAGAUUCACACUCAAACUGGAUGAGGUACGUGAACUGUGCUCGUAAUAAAGACGAGACCAACUUGCUUGCGGUCCAGUACAAAGGCAGCAUCCUGUUUCACUGUUGUCGCACCGUUCUACCCGGAGACGAGCUCAUGGUGUGGCCCAGCAGCAAACUGCUCGACCAUUUCAGUGAAGCGUGGACUCAGAUGUGGCUGAUGAGGCUGAACGCAACAGAGAGUUGCACUGCAGCAGCACUUCUCUGCUCCCACUGUCAGCUCACCUUCACUACAGAGUCUUUCCUCCAGAGACACACUCAACACUUCCACAAGCAGCCCACAGAGGACGUGACACUACCAGCUGCCGAGGCCACAGAACCAGAAACUCCCGCUUCGACCGCCGACUGUGAAGAAGCGCUGGUGGUGUUAUCUGUUGAUCCCGUCGUGUCCCAUACAUGUGGAGAUUGCGGGAAGGUGUUCAAGCAAAUGCCUCACCUGAGGAGGCACAAGCUCUGUGUCCACUCCAAUAAGCGUCCGUACUGCUGCCCACACUGCAGGAGGAGCUUCAGCCAGGCGUCCGGAUUAAUCCGACACCAGUUAAUUCACAGAAAGCAGGUUAUGUUUAAGGAGACAGAUGCUGCUGCAGAUCAGAACGAGAGAGAAGAGAGCUCAAGGUCAGAACAUUUAAACCCUGCAGAUCCACCUGAGGAAGCAAAGGAGGUAGAUAUAACAGGUGUAGAAGAAAAUACUUCAACAAGAGAAGCAGAAACACCCCAAUCUAUUUGUUCAGACUGCGGUAAAGGCUUCACAAGUGAUGCUUACCUGAGGAAGCACAAGCUGACCGUGCACAAAGGGCUGCGUCCGUAUGUCUGCACCGUGUGUCAGAAGUGCUUCGGCCAGUACAGCGAUUUGAACAGACAUCUGCGGCGUCACCAAACGCCAAACAAGGGAGGGCAGAAAAUAAAUCAGGACCCAGAAGAAGCUACGGAGACACCCUUUGGCUGUGCUGAGUGUUCGCUUACGUUUCCCUCAGCAGAGAGUCUCCUGCAGCACAAUCAUGAGAGUCACUCAGAGGAGGCAACAGCAGGGAAUCAGGAGGAUGAGCAGAGGCUGGAUCCAGACUUCAGUCCACCUAAAUCAGCCGCAAAUGAGUCGAUCCAAACGCUUCCAUCACAGAGGCCUCAGAGACUUGGUGCAAGAUCUAAAGUGUCCGCCAUAACUAAGCUUAUCGCUCCAAAACGAAGGGCAGCAAACUGCAAAAAGCUGAAAAACAGCUCUGUACAGGCUGAGAGCGGCUCCCCCGAAACAGAGGAACCUCCUGCAAAGAACGGGAAGUUAACAAAGUACAAAUGGUUCAGCUGUAAUCGCUGCAAAAGAACGUACGGAAACCAAGAGGAUCUUAAAGCUCACACAUGUGCUUUGAGGCAGCACAAGUGCGGUCAGUGUGGGGCGACCUUCAUGAAGUCAAGCUUCCUGAAGAGACACGAGCAGACGGCGCAUGUGAACUCUAAAACAUUCAACUGCGAGCGCUGCGGGAAAGUCUUCACUACGUCUGCUAACCUGAAGCAGCAUCAGAAGAACAACACGUGUAAGAAGUAUCACUGCACGUCGCAGCUCUUCCCCUGCUCCUUCUGCCAGUUCUCCUUCACGUUGAAGAGCUACCUCAUCAAACACAUCAAGAGGCACCACCCCGUGGAGUACCUGACGCUCCAGGACUCAGAGAGCCUGGUGGACGAGCUGGAGGAGGAGGAAGAGGAGGACAAAGAAUGUGAGUGCCCUCACUGCGGGGAGAGCUUCCCGAGCGGUAAAGCUUUGAAAGCUCACGCGUGCUUCCAGCAGGUGAAGGUGCUCUACCUGUGCACGGACUGCGGGAAGGGCUUCACGAACCACUACGGGCUCAAGCAGCAUCAGCGCGUCCACACGGGCGAGAAGCCGUACAGCUGCCCGCACUGCACCAAGAGCUUCUCCUACACGGGGCAGCUCAACGUGCAUCUCAGGACUCACACCGGGGAGAAGCCGUACCUGUGCACGCACUGCGGGGAGAGCUUCAGGCAGUCCGGAGACCUGAAGAGACACGAGAGGAAGCACACGGGGGUGAGGCCCUACAGCUGCCCCGAGUGCCGUAAGAGCUUCAGCCGACCGCAGAGUCUCAAAGCUCACCAGAUGCUCCACCUGGGACAGAGGAUGUUCAAAUGUACGCAGUGUGGGAAAAGCUUCUCGAGGAACUAUCACCUCAGGAGACACCAUCAGAAGAUGCACCUGUAGGGACGUUGAAGGGCGGGUGAAAUGAUGAAUUGCACUAAAGAGUCAGAUUUAAGAGCUGUGGAGAACUCCUGAAUGUCCUGUUCUUUGAAGUAUUUUAACGUAUGUGCUUAAAGAUCAAUUCCGACUGAAGAUAUUUAGUUUUUAUGUAAAGAAUUAAGUUAUGAGCCUGGCCUUCACAAACAGCAGAUAGGAUCCACUGAGAUUGGGACCAGACACAUCUGCCAGAGUGUUGACAGUGAGCUGGCAGACCUCUCUUGUCCCCAACCAAGCUAACUUGGUUCCUUAUUGUCUCACGAUGUCAACAUGAAAAUAUAAAGUUUGAAAUAAAACCACCCCACAUGUUCAUCA